AAUGAGACGUUACUGACAGUUGGACACAGAGAUUAACAAUAGACAGCUAUUUCUGUCAAUAAAAAGGUAACUGCUGCUAUUCUGAUGCUCCCUUAGAUGGGGUCAAACAACUGAGUUUAUAGAAGCUAUGUGGUAACAGCUCCACUGUGUUCACUGACUGAAGACACGUCAUCAUGGUGAGCAUACCGGACUGGGCCAGGUUCUCACGCCUGCAUGACAUUCAGUUCAACAAGAAUGACCCCAACUCCCAUCUACAGAAGUACUACAAACAACGUGAGGAGGAGGCGAUCCGACAGGCAGAACGCCAUGGAUACUUCAUCGUGCCCGAGGAGAAGUUCAUACUGGAGCAUUGCAGGGCCGCUAACAAGAAGGCCAAAAAGCUGAGUCAGCUGUUUUUCAUACAGUUGAAUGGACUUCAUUUGCGGAAAGUUGGUGAAAUCAGCAUGUGUUUGAAUCUCCAGAUAUGUAACCUUAGCAACAACUUCCUCUCCAAGAUAGAACCCCUAGCAGGAUGUCGUCAGCUUGUCAAGCUGGAUCUCCAUAGCAACCAGUUGUCUAGUAUACCUGGAAUGGCAUUCUGGUCUGGGUUUCGCCGACUAAAAUUCCUGCAUCUCCAUGACAACCCAGUGGGCAAGUUUGAAACAAUUCACAGCCUGGGUACCUGUCCUUGUCUGAUUGGCUUGACCCUGUAUGACACUCCUCUCAGUCUCCGCAAGAACUACCGGCAUCACGUUGUCAACUCCGUGUGGACCCUGCGAGUCCUUGACCACCAUGUUGUGUCUGACGAAGAGAUCAUUGAGGAUUCCAACUUCGCGGGGGUGUUUGCCACAAUGCAUCCUUCCUUGUACAUCGAGCUGUGUCUUCCUGGAAUGGAGGAAAACACGUACGAGGAUGAGGUGUGGCUGAUGCAGCACAUAGAGGCUCGCAUCAAUGUCAUCCAGGCCCACCGCUCCCCCGUCCUCAUCAUACAGCGAUACUACCGCGGAUACAUCUCUCGGAAAAGACACAGUCUUGGUAUUCAGCGUCACAUCAAGAAGGGCAUGCAAGCUACAUCCUCCGAGCUCCUCCCACCUCCACCAUCUACACCUAUGAACAAUGCUGCACGGAGCUUGCAGGACCUGGGGCCUGAUGGGAUAUCUAUGGACUAUGAUACCUACAUGAAACAUCGCCGCCCAGGAUCCAACAUCCACAGCGAGACCACAGUAGCCUCAGUACCCCACCAGUCUCUUGUUGGGAGUCUUGAUGACCAAGGGGAGACGUCAGCUGCUGGACAGGGAAACAUGACAGACUCUCCUCACAAAAAGACAAACAUUGUCAUCAAUCUUGCCAAACUCCAGAGUGGGACAUUCCAGAGUCUGCAGGAAGAUGCAGUUGCCAUAGAAACCAUUUUCUCGAUGGAUGCCAAUGAUAGAAGCACUUAUACAGAAUCUGUCCGCAGACCAAGGAGGAAGAAGAAACAAGACAAGCCCAGGAAGGUGAAAAGUGUGAAGCAGUUCUUUGGCCCAAUGGUUGAGACAGUAGAGGAGGAGGAUCAGGUAGAAGUGGGUGAGGAUGACUCGCCAAUCACCCAUUACCGUCUCCGUGGCAAGCGGCCAAACAUUCACCUGGUGGACACAACUACGGAAAUGAUUCUAGAGCGAAAGGAAGCUGGGAGGCAGGUUCGGGAGGCAGAAGCUGAACAUCACCGCAAGAUCAUGGACGCGCCUCUCCCCAGAAUUGUAUUGCCCAAACACACCACAACGGAUCAAAGAAUAUUUGCACGGGUCCAUGGCACUAUGGGAAUGUCCUGUCUGUUUGCUGUACAGAAAGCGUACAAGGACCGUGAGAAGGCAGAAAAAGCUGCUGCGAAGAUGGAGUAUAUCUUAAACAUGCGUGAAGAACGAAUGCGCGCAAGAGACAGGAUAAAUAUGUAUCAUGAGGAAAAGAGGAACCAAGCUUUGAAGAAGAGAGACAGAGACAGGGUCCGCAUGUUGGAUUCUUUAGAAAGGCAUGAGCUGCAGAGGUUGAACUACCUUGACAAGCGCCAGGAGAUAAAGAACAAGGCAACUGAUUUUGUCAAGAGUCACAAAAUCGACCGUGGUUUUGUGACAGAGUUCAACAACCAGCACACAUCAGUAUCCAAUGCCCUGCUGCGUCAUGACAGACAGGCCAAGGUGGAGGACCUGGUUCAGUCCAAGAAGUCCUUCGUCCUUGACAAGAAGUGUCACCAGGGGGAGCAGCAGGCCAUGGUCAGAAAGUUCAUGGAGCAUCGGCAGCUGAUGAGACAGAGCGAGACUUCAACCACACGAGCUGCUCUAGGCACAAGGCUUCUCCAGGAGACUAACGAGAGGUUCAUAGAAGCUCAGCAACGUGUUUCCCAUUUGAAGACAAGGAGGGCCACAGUGCAAGCCUUCUAUCCCUUGCCACCCAAUAAUGUUCCGAAUUCUGCCACUUCAGCCCCUCCUGGCAUCAGCAGAUGGGAAGCCUCUGCUAUACUGCCUGCUGGCAGAAUUGGUCGACAUCAUACCAUGGUGACAUGAUCAAACUUCUUGUCCUAAAGUUGAUCUUACCACCAUUGCAUGAUGUGUCAGUUCAACUGCAGUAAUUCCUUCUCAGAUGUGAGAGGACUUUUUCUAAGUGAGAGUUGCUGAUAUUUUUAUGAAUGUGUUUGUUUAUUCUAUUACUUUCAAACUGCUGAAAUUCCGUAAUUGUGCCUAUAUUAUACUGUUCAGUAUUGCUUACCUGUAAAAUAUCUUGCCUUAACUUUUAAGUAUCAAUGUUUGAAAAUGAAGUCAACUAUUUCAUGUCAUUUAUAAAGGAAAGGUGUAAUUAUUUAAAAGUUCGUUAAUUUAAUCUAUAUUGAAAAUGGAGCAUGAUGUGGACCAGCAUAUCAAAGUCACCAUGGUUACUGAUAUAUGUGAGUGGAAACACUCUUGCCAGUAGUGGGAGAACAUAUUUACCUAUAACCUAAUUUCCUCUUUUUGAGGUACACUUCUGGAGUUUGUGAUACUUUAAUCAUCUGUUGCAAGCUUUUGAAAACUUUUGUAAAACAUAAUGUAGUUUAGGUUUGGAGUUUGUUAUUUGUGUUUUGUUUUGAUAAUAUGAAUUUUGAAUUUAAAAAAUUAUCUGUUCAGAAAACACUGUUAAGAAUCCAACGGGUUGGGUUUGAGUAGCAAGUAUUUCUUCCAUGAUUCUUAGUAUAAUCAAGUAUCUUCAUGGCAUCUACAGUGGGAGAUUUUCAUAAAAGGUUCAUGAAAUUCAAUACUGUAAUCUGUAACUGAUAUGAAAAAGUGUGCCAUUAGUUAUAAUUACAGUGAGACCUCCUCCCCUUGGUAAGGGUGGCAAACACAUUUAGAUUUAAAUGGUCAGUUGGCAAGGUAAAAUCAUGAGGAUUCGCAAUCUUAAUUUCAUCUUAUUCGAUUUACUUUUUUGUUUAAAUUGACAUUAUCGGUACGUUUUCAGUGCAAACAGACUAUAGUGUCUGAUCUAUGAGGUUCAGGAUUACAUGGUAUCACUGUACUUUCUAGCUCAGCAGAACCUGACCUGUGACUACCUGCUCUGAAGUAAAACUCUGAGUGGUGUCCAUUGAGUUAAAUAAGCAUUCCAUGACUGUGCCAGUAUUUACAGCCCUUAUGUGUGGUGUAGCCAGUAGCUAUUUGUAAGUUAUACAUGGUGCUGCUAUAAUUAUAAUGCACCUUUAGACAUCCUUCCGAAGUCUGCAGAACCUGAACUUAGCACUAACACUGUUAUGUUCAUUAGAUGUGGUACCAUUGUAUGGUAUCACCAUGGAUACUAUCAUAGAGUUUUGCCAUGGAUACCAUCAUAGAGUAUUGCUGUGGAUACCAUCAUGUAGUAUCACGAUGGAUACCAUCAUGUAGUAUCACGAUGGAUACCAUCAUGUAGUAGCACCAAGGAUACCAUCAUAGAGUAUCGCUAUGGAUACCAUCAUGUAGUAUCACAAUGGAUACUAAUAUAGAGUAUUGCUGUGGAUACCAUUAUGUAGUAUCACGAUGGAUACCAUCAUGUAGUAGCACCAAGGAUACCAUCAUAGAGUAUCGCUAUGGAUACCAUCAUGAGUAUCACGAUGGAUACUAAUAUAGAGUUUCGCCAUGGAUACCAUUAUGUAGUAUCACGAUGGAUACUAAUAUAGAGUAUCGCCAUGGAAUCCAUCAUGUAGUAUCUACCGUGUGUGUAGGAUACCAUCAUAGAGUAUCACGAUGGAUACCAUCAUGUAGUAUCACGAUGGAUACUAAUAUAGAGUUUCGCCAUGGAUACCAUUAUGUAGUAUCACGAUGGAUACUGAUAUAGAGUAUCGCCAUGGAAUCCAUCAUGUAGUAUCUACCG
Haliotis rubra (blacklip abalone) is the source of this 4323-nucleotide messenger RNA. Its product is annotated as leucine-rich repeat and IQ domain-containing protein 3-like. Gene Ontology annotation, molecular function: protein binding. The record is from RefSeq and is a predicted model, not a curated record. The coding region runs from base 174 to 2519 and encodes 781 amino acids. NCBI's taxonomy places the organism in Eukaryota, Metazoa, Mollusca, Gastropoda, Lepetellida, Haliotidae. The transcript is spliced from 6 exons.